CAACUAAUCUCUUAUCCUUUAAUUUUCCGACCAAACAAUCCCUUUGGCUUGGCGCGCCAUUUCCGUUUAACAGAAAAAGCAAAGAGCCAACGCAGAAAAGCCCGCCAUGCUCCUCUCACCACCCAAUUGCUUCUCUUCGCUCCGCCGCAUUCAGACGCCGACAACGACGACGCGUCUCUUCUCCGUCGCUCCGGUUUCCACUUCCAACUCACUGAGCGUGACUCGUUGGAAUCGGCCGCUUUGUAAAGCGAGUUUCAUCACCGACUCUGAUUCGUUCGAGGUGGGACGUUUAAUUGGGAGCUAUGAAUUCAUGAAUAUCACUAGCUAUGCAGGGUUUCAAUCAGGCACAGAUUCUGAAUACUCUUCCGGAGAUUUGGGUAGAUUGAAAGUUCAAGAUGUUGGAGAAGGCAGUGUAAAGAUCAGACUUUAUGAAGGGAGAGUGUCACAGGGUCCACUUAGAGGCACUCCUGUUGUUUUCAAGGUUUAUCCUGGACAACGCGCUGGUGGAAACGAGGCUGAUAUGAUGGCUGCAAAUGAGCUAAAUGCUCAUGCUUUCCUUCAAAACAGUUCAAAAGGUAUAUGUCAGAAUCUUGCGGUGCUCUUAGGUGGGUUUGAGACGAAAACCGGGGAGCAGUGGCUUGCUUUUCGUAAUGAUGGGAAAUAUAGUGCAGCAGACUAUGCAAAAGUUACAAGUGAGAAAGUGUCGAAAUUACUGUCUUUAGGAGAAAAUGUGUCUUGGAAUCGUUUUGAACAAGCUGAAACAAUCAAACGUAGAAGAUAUUUUGUAAUCAAGAUGCUUCAGGGUCUUUUUAAAGGUCUAGCUUAUAUGCAUGACCAUGAAAGAUUGCACCAGAGUCUUGGGCCAGCUUCUAUUGUUCUUAACACGAUUGUAGAAAGAGAUGCUGUGUACUUAGUCCCACGCCUCCGGGACCUAGCUUUUUCUGUUGAUAUUAGCAAUACAAUCAAGAAUUUAGGUACUCUAUACCUUAAAACAGUUCUACAUCCAAUGACAUGGAUUCCUAGGUACUCAAAUCUAGAGGAGGGACUUGGAUCAUUCUCAGAGGGACUUUGGAGACGAGCAACUUCUGCUGGUGCCUUCACGGCUUUGGAGAAAAGAGCCUUUGGAAUAGCAGAUGACAUAUAUGAAGCAGGUCUUCUCUUUGCAUACUUGGCUUUUGUUCCAUUUUGUGAAGCAGGCAUUAUAGAUAGCCUCUCUUUGCAGAGGCUUCUGGAGAGCACCUUUCAGCUUGAUCUAGGUGCUGCAAGAGAGUACUGUUUAGCAGAUGACCGGUUAUUAGAUGGUGUUGCCUUCCUAGAUCUUGGAGAUGGAGCUGGUUGGGAGUUACUCCAGGCAAUGCUAAAUCCUGACUUCCGAAAACGACCAAUUGCAGAGGCUGUACUGAACCAUCGAUUCAUGAACGCUGCUGUUCUUUGAGUUACAGGGAACGCAAGGAGAAAUUAUAUAUAUAUUUGUACAAAUUGUGAGCUAUUUGAACCAAGCUCAUUGCAUCACGAAGUGAAAUGAAUGUGUGUGUGUAUAUAUAUAUAUAUAUAUAUAUUGAUAUGCAUGUAGCCGUUUCCAUUGUUUCUUUUAUAUUGAUCAAAUUAUUUUUUA
This is a messenger RNA of Ziziphus jujuba (common jujube), 1615 nucleotides long. RefSeq lists its product as uncharacterized. The record is from RefSeq and is a predicted model, not a curated record. The transcript is spliced from 13 exons. Gene Ontology annotation, molecular function: ATP binding; protein kinase activity. Lineage: Eukaryota; Viridiplantae; Streptophyta; Magnoliopsida; Rosales; Rhamnaceae. Gene Ontology annotation, biological process: protein phosphorylation. Bases 107 to 1435 code for a protein of 442 amino acids. Gene Ontology annotation, cellular component: chloroplast.